Monopterus albus (swamp eel) is the source of this 1480-nucleotide messenger RNA. It is a transcript of the gene ilkap, whose product is annotated as integrin-linked kinase-associated serine/threonine phosphatase. The transcript is spliced from 10 exons. Gene Ontology annotation, biological process: protein dephosphorylation. Bases 301 to 1395 code for a protein of 364 amino acids. NCBI's taxonomy places the organism in Eukaryota, Metazoa, Chordata, Actinopteri, Synbranchiformes, Synbranchidae. The record is from RefSeq and is a predicted model, not a curated record. Gene Ontology annotation, molecular function: cation binding; protein serine/threonine phosphatase activity.
AUGCACCUAAAGCUGUUUGCCAACCGCCAUUAAACAUGAGAAGAAGAAUUUGUUCUUUUUGACAUGGUUGCUAAUUGGAUGCAGUCUUUUACCCUAGAGCUGACAGUAGCGUUUCUGCAGUUAAUCCAGUUUACCACCAGGUUGUUUGGAUAUUUUGGCAUUUCUAAUGAAUUAUUUCGGACAUUUUAAUUCGCUACGUUAAUUGACUCUGCCAGCAUAAAAACCGAUACAGGCGGGUAGCGUUAGCUAAUUCCGGUAGCUCGGUUAGUUAGCUUGUUAGCCAGGUCCUGAGCUAACGAAAUGGAUUUGUUCGACGAUCUACCAGAACCGGCACAGACCUCUGGUUCGGUUUCAGCAGUGGUCAAAGCUCAACCACAGUCCGCCGAAGAAGAAAAAGAGGAGGAGAGGAGUGCAAAACGAAAGCGAGAAGAUGCCAAGUGUCAUGCUGAUAUAAAAGAGGAGGAGGAGGAGGAGAAAGAGGAGGAGCGGGGGGAGAUCAAGAAAGUUUGUAAAGAAGGGCUCCCUGUGUUGAAAGGCUAUGUGGCAGCAAGGCGUGGCGAGCGGGAGGAGAUGCAGGAUGCCCACGUGCUGCUGCCGGACAUGAGCAACUGUCUGUCGGCUCUGCCAGCACAAGUGUCACGCGUUUCGUACUUUGCGGUGUUUGAUGGACAUGGCGGAGCUCGAGCUUCUCAAUUCGCUGCUGAGCAGCUCCACCAUAAUCUGGCCAAGAAGUUUCCAUGCGGAGAUACUGAGAAUGUGGACAAACUGAUAAAGAAAUGUCUCCUGGACACUUUCCGACAGACAGAUGAAGACUUUCUGAAGAAAGCCUCCAGCCAGAAGCCUGCAUGGAAGGACGGCUCCACAGCCACCUGCGCGCUGGUGGUGGACGACAUGGUAUACGUGGCCAAUCUGGGAGACAGCAGGGCGGUGUUGUGUCGGAUGGAGGCAGCAGCAGAUGGGCAGAGGAGGCCGGUGACUCUGGCUCUCAGUAAAGAACACAACCCGACCAUCUAUGAGGAGAGGAUGAGGAUCCAGCGAGCAGGCGGCACUGUCAGGGAUGGCCGGGUGCUAGGUGUCCUCGAGGUGUCUCGGUCCAUCGGAGAUGGUCAGUACAAACGCUGUGGAGUCAUUUCAUCCCCUGACCUGAGGAGGUGUCAGCUCACAGCCAAUGACAGGUUUAUCAUCUUGGCCUGUGAUGGCCUGUUCAAAGUGUUCUCUGCUGACGAAGCUGUGAAAUUUGUCCUCGGCAUCCUGCAGGAAGAGAGCAUGGAGCAGAGGCCAGGGUUUACAGACGAGGGCAGGUUUGAAGCUGCUUGCCAACAGUUGGCCAGUGAGGCGGUGAGGCGAGGCUGUGCCGACAACGUCACUGUGAUCCUGGUUUCCAUUGGCUUCUGAAUGUUCUUCAUCAUCACAACACACAGGAAUAGUCUGAUUCCAUCUUAUUUGACAAUAAAAACAUUCUUUACUUUUGCUGCUGAAA